AUGGGGUCCAUUCCGAACCCGCUUGAGUUCAAGAUCCUCCGCGCCUCCGAAGAUGACUUUGUCACGCUGGCUUCUGUUGAAUCAAUCGCCAACUUUCAUAUGAUCAAAACUGAUCCUAAAGACAGUAUUGCAAGGAUCAUCUUCGGCCCACGCCCACCAAGUCAAGAGAAUUGGGAGCUCCGAGCUAAAGGGCUGGUUGAGGAGGCCAAAAAGGGUUCUGUUUUGCGAAUGUACAAAGCGGUUGUGGAGGAGGCGGAUGGAAAGCAGAAGAUCAUUGGCUGUGCUUUCUGGUUCUUUUACACUGACCCGGAGGCUCUGGAGAUUGAGGACUACGAGGAUAUCGAAUGGCCCGCCCCUACGAACGGAGCAGCCGCCAAUGAGAUUUUUGGCGGUCUGGCUGCCCUCCGGAAGAAGUAUAUGAAUGGAAAGAAGCACGCUUUUCUCCAGGUUCUCGCGACUCUACCAGAGUAUCGUGGCCGAGGAGUGGCCUCUGCCCUUCUGCGCCAAGGAAUGAACGAUGCCGCGAAAGAAGGCCUGGAUGAAUUCUAUUUGUCGGCCAGCGCGGACGGCCAUGAUCUGUAUGAAAAAUUUGGUUUCCGUGAUCUCGAGCCCUUCAAGGUCGAUCUAGAGAAAUACGGAGGGGAAAUCGAUUUGACCGAGCCAAGGCUCUCCCGGCUUGAAAUUGACAGCCGCGCGGUGCCAGGGGUGGGCGCAGCAAAAGUCUGCGUCCCCGCAGUUCCAGCCCUCCGCAGACAAUCCCUUCCAGACUUUGCUUACGGAGACAGGAGGAGAUCCAGUGGGUGCUCAGUCUCCCUGUUGCAAGCGUCGAAGCAUGAAUCUAACGAUGAGCGCGGGCCACAGGUUCAGUUACAGUCAUGCUAUACGCGCCACCGCACCAAUAGAAACAAGCAGCAGAAAGAAAAGAUCCUCUCUGAAAGCUUCAGCGGAUGGGCAGUUGAUGAAAUAUUGAAAAGGCUCGAAGGCCCGGAGAAGGAAGAAGGGUACCGGGACCCUAGAAACUGCAUUUGCAUCUGGGCCCGACCACCAGCCUCUGUUCGCAAGUUGAUCCGCGAUAUCCAAGAUGAGUUGAAGGCCGUCGCUCCAUCCAUUUGGCUCAUGCCUACGGAACGUCUUCAUAUAACGGUGUCAGAAGUCGCGCACUCUAUGACCGAACAGCAGAUCGCCGACCUUGUACACACUCUCACAUCAUCCAGCACAAUCACUCUAGAACAGAUUUCGAAAUAUCCAACCAGCCAUCAAACACGGCUGCUUAAGCCCAUGGUGAGCUUCGACUCUGCAGCACUGGCGCUCAGUUUUGUCCCCGAGGCAGGCGAGAAGCCUUACGCAUCGGGGGACAACCACUACUACUCGUAUCAUCACCUCCGACGCGAUGUGUUUGAUAUGGUUCGGCAGACUGGGAUCAAUGUAGCGUCGCGAUACGUGGUCCCAUCGGCGCAUGUCACUAUCGCUCGGUUCAUUAACCAGAACGGAUUCCUUAAAGCUGGCAGUGUGGAUCGUGAGCGAGUGAAAUUAUUCGUUGAGACAAUCGAAGACAUCAACCGGAAGCUUGAGCGUGAAUACUGGCCUCAGGAGAAUGGCUCCAUCAAGGAAGGGGGCGAAUGGGUCGUUGGGAAAGAGCAGGGCCUGCUGAUUCAAAAGGGUCAGAUUUGGUAUGGCAGAGGUGAGGACCUGCAAUAG
This is a messenger RNA of Penicillium chermesinum, 1698 nucleotides long. Its product is annotated as GNAT family N-acetyltransferase. Bases 1 to 1698 code for a protein of 565 amino acids. NCBI's taxonomy places the organism in Eukaryota, Fungi, Ascomycota, Eurotiomycetes, Eurotiales, Aspergillaceae. The transcript has 5 exons. Gene Ontology annotation, molecular function: acyltransferase activity, transferring groups other than amino-acyl groups. The record is from RefSeq and is a predicted model, not a curated record.